CACUCACAAAUCGCAACGUACACUUCCACCACCACCAGUAGUCGUCGUCUUCUUCCCUUUCCCUCUACCGCUAUAAAUGCCCCAUCUCCCACAACCGCCUUUCCAUUCCCUCACUCCCACUGCUCACCAAUCCCCCAACACACAAAAAAAAAAAUUAUCAACUAAAUUAUUCCCCCUUGUUUUUUGUAUGGGCAACGCGGAUUACGUGUACCCGUCGACCUCCGACGAGGCGGAGGCGGCGGCGGCGGAGUGCAAUAAUAAUGAUAAUAAUAACUCCUCCCACUCCCACAAGGUGGCGAUUCCGCCGCCGCAGCCGUUCGUGAAGUCCCUCAAGUACAACCUGAAGGAGACCUUCUUCCCCGACGACCCGCUCCGCCAGUUCAAGAACCAGAGCCCGCCCCGGAAGCUCCUCCUGGGCUUGCAGUACUUCUUCCCCAUCCUCGAGUGGGGCCCGCGCUACAGCUUGGACUUCUUCAAGGCUGACCUCAUCUCCGGCGUCACCAUCGCCAGCUUGGCCAUCCCGCAGGGCAUCAGCUACGCCAAGCUCGCCAACCUUCCCCCCAUCCUCGGCCUCUAUUCAAGUUUCGUUCCGGCGCUGGUGUACGCAAUGAUGGGAAGCUCGAGAGAUCUGGCGGUGGGGACGGUGGCCGUGGCUUCACUGCUGACGGCUUCCAUGCUAGGCAGCCAAGUCAGCGCCGCCGAGAACCCCCAGCUGUAUCUGCACCUGGCUUUCACGGCCACCUUCUUCGCCGGACUUUUCCAAGCUGCUCUUGGCCUCUUCAGGUUAGGGUUCAUCGUGGACUUUCUGUCACAUGCGACGAUAGUAGGAUUCAUGGCCGGGGCAGCGACGGUGGUGAUCCUACAGCAGCUUAAAGGGAUACUAGGGCUGGACCAUUUCACCCACGCUACCGACCUCGUCUCCGUUAUGCGCUCCGUUUUCUCACAAACCCAUCAGUGGAGGUGGGAAAGUGCUCUGUUGGGCUUCUGCUUCCUCUUCUUCCUCCUCGUCACCAGACAAUUCAGCAAGAAACGACCAAAGUUCUUCUGGGUCUCGGCGCUGGCCCCGCUCACAUCAGUCAUCCUGGGAAGUCUUCUCGUUUAUUUCACCCACGCGGAAAAACAUGGCGUCCAAGUGAUAGGGCAACUGAAGAAAGGACUCAAUCCGCUGUCGUUUGGUGAUCUGGUCUUCGUGUCACCUUAUCUGUCCACCGCCAUCAAGACCGGCAUCGUCACCGGUGUCAUUGCCCUCGCUGAAGGAAUCGCCGUUGGGAGGAGUUUCGCCAUGUUCAAGAAUUACCACAUUGAUGGCAACAAGGAGAUGAUCGCCAUUGGAACCAUGAACGUCGUCGGCUCCCUCACCUCAUGCUACCUCACCACAGGGCCGUUCUCGAGGUCGGCGGUGAACUUCAAUGCUGGAUGCAAGACCGCGGUGUCGAACAUAGUGAUGGCGUUAGCCGUGAUGCUCACGUUGCUCUUCCUUACGCCCCUGUUCCACUACACUCCCCUCGUGGUGCUGUCCUCCAUCAUCAUCUCCGCGAUGCUCGGCCUCAUCGACGUCGAGGCCGCCCUCCACCUCUGGAGCAUCGAUAAGUUCGACUUCCUCGUCUGCAUCAGCGCCUACGCCGGCGUCGUUUUCGCCAGUGUCGAGAUCGGAUUGGUCCUCGCCGUGGGGAUCUCUGUCCUACGAGUGCUUUUGUUUGUGGCGAGACCAAAAACAUUCAUCCUUGGGAACGUUUCCAAUUCGGGCAUCUAUAGAAAUGUUGAACAAUAUCCGAAUGCUGCGACGGUGCCCGGUGUCCUGGUGCUUGAGAUUGAUGCUCCGAUUUACUUUGCAAACUCUUCCUAUUUGAGGGAAAGGAUAGGGAGGUGGAUUGAUGAUGAAGAAGAAAGGUUGAAGAUUUCAGGGGAAGCCAGCCUCCAAUAUGUUAUUCUAGACAUGGGAGGUAUUGUGACUCAAAUUUGAACCAACAUGAUUUAGAAUUAAUGGACCAUUUUUUAUGUAAGUAAACUCCUUUUAAUGUAUGUGUGGAUGGCCAGCUGUUGGGAACAUCGACACAAGUGGGAUUAGUAUGCUGGAGGAAGUGAAGAAGGUGACUGACAGAAGAGGGUUGAAGGUAACCCAAAUUCACUAGUGAUCAAAUCUGAUUUAUUGAAACAUAACCAGAUCGAGAAUGUUUUGUAAUCACCAGAUGAAUGAACUUGGUCGAUUUUAUUUGUAGCUGGCGCUAGCAAACCCUGGAGCAGAGGUGACAAAGAAGCUUAACAAAGCCAAGUUCAUCGACAACCUUGGUCCAGAAUGGAUCUUUUUAACGGUAGGAGAAGCUGUGGGAGCUUGCAACUACAUGCUUCAUUCUUACAAACCCGCCGUCAACGACGAUCCUCACAAAGACGAAUCCGCUGUAUAAUUAAUAGUUAACUACUCGAUCCACCACAUAUACCCAAAGUUCAUUUGAACCUGUAAGCCUUGGUUUGUCAUUCUUGGUAAGAAUUGGCAUAAAGUAAGCAAAAACUCGGACUAAUUUAGUCAGGAGGCAAUUUUUAACCCUCCCAGUGACAUCUUAUCUUAUGUAACCUGUAUAUUUGUUUUUCCAUAUAAUGUCAUUCCCUCAUUUAAUUGUUUUCUUAACUGGUAUUGUUGGGUGCAAAGAUUGAGAAUAAGUAAACAGUUUCAAUUAUUAAGUCGCUGAUAUGAUCCUAAUUUGAGAAUCUAGA
Messenger RNA from Linum tenue, 2712 nucleotides. The record is from the annotation of a GenBank genome assembly. Lineage: Eukaryota; Viridiplantae; Streptophyta; Magnoliopsida; Malpighiales; Linaceae.